Messenger RNA from Pantherophis guttatus, 2080 nucleotides. Lineage: Eukaryota; Metazoa; Chordata; Lepidosauria; Squamata; Colubridae. The record is from RefSeq and is a predicted model, not a curated record.
CUUAUUUUGGAAAGAAAACAAGAGUGGAAGAUCCAACAGAGUCACAACCACCUCAAGCACACCAACUUGGAGAAAGCAGCAUGAGCACAGCAACUACUUCCGAAAGCAGCACGAGCACAGCAACUACUUCCGAUAACUCGGACAUUGCAAAUAAUCUCCCUGACUGCUGGACAUUGCAGCAAUACACCAACUUUAGGGAGAAAUACGACAGAUUGGCAGUUUUUUUUAAAAAAAAAUAGGUUGCAAGUAUUGUGAAAAAUUUGACAUUAGAGCAUCAGAAAAAAAGCGUUCACAUAGCUAAGGAGUGGAAACAUUUCGAAAUAGAGGCUGCUGGGAAAAGUAAAGAGGUGCAACAGGCCUCUAUUGGGAAAAAGAUGAAAGAGCACUUCUUAUCCAAAGCUUACAUCUUUUGCAAGAGAAGUUGAAGCAGUGUGAGCAGGGUGCAAAGGACUGGACAAGAUGACAGAAAAGAAUUUAGCAUGCCCAGUUCAAAAAUGCUGAAGAACAGGCUGCAUGGCUUGGUUUGAAAAAAGGAGGAACAGGAAACUAUAUCCUUGACAGAGAGAGUAUUUAAGAGACUUCAGUGAAAGGGCUGACAUCAUUCGAUCCAAAGAAGACAGAGUUUCCAGGACUCAUAAGAGAAAAGAAGGGAACAAGAGUUUAUAAUGGUCAUGUCUCUUUCUGCUGGCUUCCAAUUUAGUUUGAACUUCCUACAAGCAAAGAAAAUCCUGCGGAAGCUCACAGGACUCUGUUGCAUGCUCCUGUUCACACUAUGCCUUUUUGCUGAUCAGGAAAAUGGUGGAAAGGCUCUGGCUUCACCCCCUGGAAGAUGGAACAAAGCUGAUGUGACGUUUGACUCAAACACAGCAUUUGAAUCACUGGUUGUGUCGUCAGACAAGAAGACAGUGGAAAAUGUGGGUGUCCCCCAAGUUGUGCCAGACAAUCCAGAGAGAUUCAAUAGCAGCCCCUGUGUACUGGGGUCUCCUGGAUUCCAAUCAGGGAAACAUUUCUUUGAAGUGAAGUAUGGGACACAAAGGGAAUGGGCUGUUGGGAUAGCCGGGAAGUCUGUGGAGAGAAAACGAAAUCUCAGACUUGUUCCCGAAGAACGGAUUUGGCAAAGAGGUCUCUGGUGGCUUCGGGGACUGGAUUCUGACAAGCCUCACAACAGCUCUGGAAAGAUUAUUGUCUUUUUGGAUUACAAUGGGGGGAAAGUAAUUUUUAACCUGAAUGGUGAAGUCACUACCGUCAAGGCCAAUUUCAAUAGGGAGGAAGUUGUACCCUUUUACUAUUUAGGGGGAGGUGUUUCACUCACAAAUCUUUAAGGAGUUACAAUUCUUGAUUAAAACAAGGGACUUCUCUCUACACAACCUUUGCAAUGCCUGUUCAAGCAUUUAAUAAUCUCUGGCUUUGGGAGAAUAAUCAUAUACAGGUAAUCCUCAAUUUACAACAGUUGGUUUAAUGACUGAAGUUACAACAGCACUGCAAAAAUAUAACUUAUGGAUGUUUUUCACACUUACGACUUGCACCAUUCACGUGAUCAAAAAACAGUCACUUGACAACAGCCUCAUAUUUAUGACCGUUGCAGUGCCCAGGGUCAUGUGAUCAGCUUUUGUGACCUUCUGAGAAGCAAAAUCAGUGGGGAAGCCAGACUCACUUAACAACUGUGUUACUAACUUAACAACUGCAGUGAUUCACUUAACAACUGUGACUAGAAAGGCCAUAAAAAUCAGGCAAAACUCACUUAACAACUGUCUCGCUUAACAACAGAAAUUUGGGGCUCAAUUGUGCUCAUAAGUCGAGGACUACCUGUAUCAUAUGUCCCUCCCCAUCCCCAAACUGCCAACAGCAUUUAAAUUCCAAACUUUAGAAGGGUUUGUUGCCAUACACUUUACACUCCUUUGCAUAAACAAUAUUGCAUCCUUUUCCCCUUAGAGACAUAAAAGUUUCUUGAAGGGAAUUAUGGCAAGGCCACAUUGAAGGUCGUCCCAGUAAUAUACCAAAUCUGUUUAAUCAAUUGGACAAAAGGAAUUGUAUGUGUACUGCUAAUAAAGUCUCAAUUUUAUUACUUUCAUUAUUUAAA